AUGGACUUUCUAGCAACAUCAAUCAACCAGUUUGCCCUGGAGUUUAGCAAAAUGCUAGCUGAAUCUGCUGAGGGUAAAAAUAUUUUCUUUUCUCCCUGGGGUAUCUCAACUUCCUUAGCCAUGGUGUAUUUGGGCAGCAAAGGUCCCACUGCAGCACAGAUGGCCCAGGUGCUUCAAUUUAACAGAGACCAGGAUGUCAAAUCUCAUCCUGAAAGUGAAAAGAAAAAGGAAGGGGAGUUCAACUUGGGCAAGGUUGAAGAAAUACAUUCUGAUUUCCAAACUCUUAUCUCAGAAAUCCUCAAGCCCAGCAAUGCCUACAUACUCAAAACAGCCAACCGGAUAUAUGUGGAGAAAACGUAUCCAUUUCACAAUAAAUACUUAGAAGAUAUAAAAACAUAUUUUGGUGCAGACCCACAGUCUGUUAACUUUUUGGAAGCUUCUGACCAUAUCAGAAAGGAGAUCAACAGUUGGGUUGAAAGCCAGACUGAGGGUAAGAUCCCUAAUCUCCUACCUAAUGAUUCUGUGGAUUCUAUGACCAGGAUGGUUCUGGUGAAUGCUCUUUACUUUAAAGGAAUCUGGGAACAUCAAUUCUUAGUGCAAAAUACCACAGAAAAGCCUUUCAGAAUAAACAAGACUACAAGCAAACCCGUGCAAAUGAUGUCUAUGAAAGAAAAACUUGAAGUUUUUCAUAUAGAAAAGCCUCAAGCCAUGGGCCUUGAACUCUGCUAUGAGAGCGGUGACCUCAGCCUGCUUAUACUACUGCCAGAAGACAUUGGUGGACUGGAAGAGCUGGAAAAGGCCAUCACCUAUGAGAACCUGAGUGAGUGGACCAGUGCAGACAUGAUGGAGUUGUGCAAUGUGCAGCUGCAUCUCCCCAAGUUCAAGCUGGAUGAGAGUUAUGAUCUCAAGUCAACCCUGAUCAGAAUGGGGAUGAGUGAUGCUUUUAGCCAGAGCAGAGCUGAUUUAUCCGGAAUGUCUUCGGAGAGAAACCUAUAUCUGUCCAAUGUUUUCCACAAGGCUUUUGUGGAAAUAAAUGAAGAAGGCACAGAGGCCACAGCUAGCACUGGGGUUGAGGUGGAUUUUCGAAUUAGACUCCGCUCCAUUGAAUUCAAUGCAGAUCACCCAUUCCUCUUCCUCAUCAGGCACAACAAAACCAACAGCAUUCUUUUUUAUGGAAGAUUCUGCUCCCCCUAACCCUUCAUCUCUCUCAUCAAACAAGACCAUUUGACAGCAUGAAAAACGCACUAUAAGAUGGAAAGGCACAAUUAUCCCCCAAAUAAGUUUGUAAU
Messenger RNA from Cynocephalus volans (Philippine flying lemur), 1289 nucleotides. It is a transcript of the gene SERPINB10, whose product is annotated as serpin family B member 10. Gene Ontology annotation, molecular function: serine-type endopeptidase inhibitor activity. NCBI's taxonomy places the organism in Eukaryota, Metazoa, Chordata, Mammalia, Dermoptera, Cynocephalidae. The record is from RefSeq and is a predicted model, not a curated record. The transcript is spliced from 7 exons. Bases 1 to 1194 code for a protein of 397 amino acids.